AUGGCUGCGCUCAUGAGAAGUGGCCGUGCACAGAUGAGAAAUAUUAUUAGGCAUUAUCCGUUUUGUUCUUCAAAAUUUUAUUCAACAGAAAAUGACAACAUAUUUGCAGCAACGGGUUCAAGUACAGCUGUAAAGGAGAGUACCGUUGGAGGGCCUGAUUCAGACCGACUACUCGUGGAGGGACGAGAUAGUCCCGUUUAUGAGAGUUGUGAAAAGAAAUUUGAUCAGUUGCUAAGAAACUCGAAAUUUGUUCAGAUUGGUGAUCUAAGAAAGACUGUAGUAGUAGGAAAAAUAAUUCAAGUAGUUGACAAUGAUGUGUAUAUUGACUUUGGAAGCAAAUUCCAUUGUGUCUGCAAAAAACCGAAAACAUCUUUACAACUUGAUGACAGGAAAUUUCAAAGAGGUUCAAAGGUAAAGAUCCUCCUUAAAGACUAUGAAAUGACUGCCUCAUUUAGCGGUACAAGCACAGAUAUAACGUUGUUGGAAGCAGAUGCUACACUACUUGGAUCAAUAUCAUCUCAGUCUUCAAAUGUUCAGGAGGACGACAAAGUAGAGACAUUCAAUAAGAGGAGAGUGUCCAAGGAAAGGACCAACUGGGAGGCAGCAGAGCCUGAUUUUGAUAUAAGGACUUUCAUAGCUGAUAGCAAAGAGAUAUAACUUGACCUUCUUCUGUAUGCAUUACAUAAGAAGGGAACCAUUUCAAUUUAUCAAGGAUAUAUGUACGUAACCCUUCAGAUUGUGUCAAAGUGUGGCCAUGUUUAAUUUCUUUUAUCAGAGUGCAAGUAGAGCUGGAAAUUAUGUUCAUGUCAACAAAUUAUGAUGAGACAGGAUUCAUUGGUGUUCACGCAGAUUAGAGUUUAUGUGAAACUUAACAUAGGAUAACAUUAUCUUAAUUACAACUAUAGAAUUGAAUGCUGUCUGUAUUUACCAGCUAUUUCAGAUGUUUAAAGAAUGCUGAGAAAUGAAAAGGUAUUAAACAGUGAUUUUGUACAUGUA
Molecule: messenger RNA, 996 nt
Organism: Ylistrum balloti
Lineage: Eukaryota; Metazoa; Mollusca; Bivalvia; Pectinida; Pectinidae
Exons: 2
Coding region: 1-657 (218 amino acids)
Cellular component (GO): mitochondrial small ribosomal subunit
Source: RefSeq, a predicted model, not a curated record